UUUGUGCAAGAGGUGUGUGUAUCAAAGCUAAACGAGAUAAAGCUAAUAUACAGUAUUAUUCGAUCGGUGGAAAGAUUUCCCGUACAAUUUUAGAACGAUAAAGCUUGUCUAUUUCGGCAGUAUCCAAAUUAAAGUGUAAAAUGCUAUCGGCAUCUCGGCUGACGAUAGCCAAUCUUCGGGUUACACAGCCACGGGUGGCUGUGAUUCGAGCGAGAAAACAUUGCCUUGCCUUUUCCGGAUUGUCGCAACUGAACAACCGUCGGUGGUUUUCCAGAAAGGCGCAGGAUAGAGCAAAGGUUCCUCCACCGGCUUGUCCACCACCAACACCUCCGCAAAAAUCAAACACCCCGUAUAUUGUCGGUGCAAUUGCUUUGGCAGCCGGAGGUUUAGGUUUGGCCUACAAGCUAGGCCUCUUCGAUAGUGACCCGGUUCUAGAGCAGACAUCUAGUUCAGCGACAAAAAUAAGUAAAAAAUCUAAGCUACCAUUUCCCCCUUCAUCAAAGGACCUACCAAAGGAGGUGCCAUACCUGCUGAUUGGUGGAGGAACGGCUAGCUUUGCAGCAUUUCGUGCUAUCAAAGGUCAUGAUGCCAAAGCAAAGGUGCUUGUCAUUAGUAAUGAACCUGAAAUGCCCUACAUGCGACCACCGUUAUCCAAAGAGUUGUGGUUUAAUCCCGAGGAGAGAGCACAGCUCGAACCGCUGAAGUUUCGUCAAUGGAAUGGAGUUGAACGUAGUAUUUACUACGAGCCGGAAGAUUUUUAUAUCGAUCCGAGACAACUGCUGGAUACGCCAAAUGGAGGAGUAGCUAUUGCCAGAGGCUAUGAGGUGCAAAGGAUCGAUGUUGUCAAUCGAAAAGCAAUUUUGACCGACGGAACGGAGAUAAGCUACGGCGAGUGUUUGCUUGCUACUGGAGCUAGACCUAAAAAUUUACCAGCAUUCGAAGCGGCCCCAUUAGCCGUGAAGGAGUAUACUACACUUUUCAAAAAUGUUAAUGACUUCGAGGAACUAAGUGAAAAAUUGAAACCGGGAAGCAAAAUAGCGAUCAUUGGUGGUGGCUUUCUCGGAAGCGAAUUGGCUUGUGCAUUAGCCAAGUUUAGCGAAAUUCGCGAAAAGAAUUUAGAUGUUUAUCAGUUGUUCCACGAAGAAGGUAAUAUGGGAAAAAUCUUGCCGGAAUAUUUAAGCUAUUGGACAACGGAUCGGAUUCGCGAGGAGGGCGUAAAAGUUUGGCCAAAGACUCAAAUUAAGGCAGCUGAAGUGCAAGACAAAAAGCUCCGGCUUACGCUAACCGACGACAGCUGCUUGGUAGUAGAUCACGCGAUUAUAGCCGUUGGUUCGGAACCAAAUACCGAUUUAGCCAAGACGUCCAAUCUGGAAGUAGACUCAAAGCUCGGUGGCUUUGUUGUCGAUGCCGAACUCCGUGCUCGAUCACAUUUGUUUGUGGCCGGUGAUGCUGCCUGCUUUUACGACCCCAAGUUGGGAAGAAGACGCGUCGAACAUCACGACCAUGCCGUUGUUUCCGGUCGGUUAGCUGGAGAAAACAUGGCAGGAAAAAAUAAACCCUACACACAUCAAAGCAUGUUUUGGUCUGAUUUGGGGCCGCAAAUAGGUUAUGAAGCAAUCGGACUGGUCGAUUCUUCUCUACCAACGGUGGCCGUAUUUGCGAAAGUCGAUCCUCCAGAAGUUAUUUCAGACACCAGCGAGAAAUUACAGGCAGCCAAUGCUAAUGUUGUGCCGGCUUCUGCGACAACUUCAGACAGUGCAAAAGCUUCAGUACUUAAUCAUCCCGGUAUUGUGAAAGCAGCAGAAAAGCCAGCAAACGGAACCGGUAAGGAAGUAGAGAAAGACGACUUCAACAAAGGUGUCAUCUUUUACUUGCGGGAUGAAAAAGUGGUUGGACUUGUUCUGUGGAAUAUCUUUAACCGGAUAGGAACAGCACGCAAGAUUAUCGCUCAACAUACACAUUACGAUGAUUUGAAUGAAGUCGCAAAAUUGUUCAAUCUACACGAACGAGCGGAGGAAAGCGAGGCGGAAUAAAAUUAUUCUAGUGCUAAGUCGUAAAUUACCCGUAGUUCAAAAUUUUUAGUUGUAUUUUUGUACCUUUAUUCGCUGGGUAAUACUAUUAUGUUUUUGCAUUUGUUAAGUCACUCAUCGGUGUUUUUAGUAAAACGUCGGUUACUUAAAAAAUGGAGUUAUUAUUUCAAAGUUUUGAA
Messenger RNA from Sabethes cyaneus, 2209 nucleotides. It is a transcript of the gene AIF, whose product is annotated as apoptosis-inducing factor 1, mitochondrial. Gene Ontology annotation, biological process: apoptotic process; mitochondrial respiratory chain complex assembly. Gene Ontology annotation, molecular function: FAD binding; NAD(P)H oxidase H2O2-forming activity; protein dimerization activity. NCBI's taxonomy places the organism in Eukaryota, Metazoa, Arthropoda, Insecta, Diptera, Culicidae. The transcript has 4 exons. The record is from RefSeq and is a predicted model, not a curated record. Gene Ontology annotation, cellular component: cytoplasm; mitochondrion. Bases 141 to 2033 code for a protein of 630 amino acids.